AGUUCCAAAAAUUAAUAUAGGCAUACAGCGCUGGAAUCAGCCGAGUGAAACAGUAACCAGAAAUGAUAGAAGAAAUGAUACCGGCGAGAAAGAUAAAAGUCGAAGCGGCAUAACCUCGAAAAGAAAACGUAAAUUCUGAUAAAGCUGUCGUGUUUGUGAAACAAGAAAGAAAGUAGGUGAUUGAAAAUAAUUCAAGACUUCUCAAAGGUGAGAAGAUGCAGAUGAUGCAGCAGGAAAACGCGUCGGUGCUGAGCGCACCAGUUGUUCCUGUUGUACUAGACCCCGCGAUUGCUAUAAGGAUAACUUUGGGCUCGAAACUGCCUCGCGAGAGAGCACUGAUGAACAACGCGGAUUUGUGGCACAAAAUCAAAGUCAUCAAGGGCGGCCAGUGGGACAAGCAUACGGUCUUGAAGGCUAUUUUGAGGGCGGUGGAGCCAGCAGACAUGUUACCGGUCAAGUAUCAGGUUUGCGGCGAGGACGCAUAUUUUGUAGCGAGGAAUUGCGGCCCUGCGCUGGAGAUGCUGUGCAAGACGAGUAUGAUCAUCCGAAACGCCAAGGGCGAGGCCAUGAUUCUCAUGAUAACCUUGGGAUUUACUUCGAUCCGCGAUCUGAGAAUCAACAUGCAUUCCAUUCUGUUGACUGCAUUGACCAGAAGAUACAAUCCGAGCGAGAAAACUUUGAACCUGGAGCGCUUCCACGCGGAUCCGGAUGUGGACAAGACCAUCUAUUGCCCGCUGUCGCAGCUUAGAACUUGCAACUACAUUUUAAACCUGGCCAAGACCAAGAUAGCCACCUUCGAGCAUCUCAAUUUGCAACACAACGAAUUGUUCGACAUAUCGGCGAUAGAGAAUGCAAAGCUGACGUCCGUCAAAUAUCUGGACCUCAGGCACAAUAAUCUGUUGAACAUGAGCACAUUGGUGCCUCUGAAAAAUCUAGAGGUCGUCAAACUCUGGCUCGAUGGCAAUCCCCUUUGCGAAAAUUACUCGACCGCGAAGCAAUACGUGGAAUCCGCAAGGAGAUACUGCCCGAACCUGCAGGAAUUGGACGGCGUGUGCAUUAUGGAAAAUAUGCCGUUGAUAUACAAGGACUAUUUUCGGGACGACAAGGCGCAGGGCUUCGCGCACGCAUUCGUCACUCACUUCUUCGCUCUGUACGAUCAGCUCGACCGAACGUGUCUACGAGGACUCUAUCACAAAGACGCGUUCUACUCCAUGAGCUUCACCAUCUCUCAGCAGAUCUCGCAAAAGAUAGGCGCCAGUCAGUACACGUUCAAUAGAAAUCUAUUGAAAAGAGGCGCCAAAAAAAAUAGACAAGCAUCUACAAACCUCUACCACGGCCAGGAGGACAUUCUGGGAGCUUUCAGCAAGUUGCCCCGGUCCUAUCACGACGCGAGUACCUUCACAUACGACAUCAUGUACGACAACGACAAGAUCAUAGUGUUCAGCGUCUCGGGAUUGUUCAAGAAACUGAGUUCCGGCAUGUGCGUGUUAUCGUUUUCUAGAACGUUCGUCUUAGUAGCCUCCCUCGACAACGAGUAUCACAUUUUAAACGAUCAGUAUCACGUAUUCGCGGCACCCGACAACACGAGAACUGACAAAGUAGUGGUCAAGCACGUUUACGAAGACAAAGAGCCGGUUUGCUUCAGUCUGAGUGAGAAGUCUGUACUGAUCACCAGACUGCAGCAGGUCACAAAGAUGAACAAGGAAUGGUGCGUGAUCUAUCUGUCGCAGGCCGAGUGGGACACGCGGAAGGCGAUAUCCACCUUCAUAACGGAUCUCAAAGAUUCCGCGAUACCGGACAGCGCGUUCGUCUCGUAGGGCUCGCGACGAUACGCUCCCAGUGAGAAAUGAUACGUCGAUCGAUGUCGAAACCUAUGCCGAAUCGACAUCGGCACCGUCAAAUUGACGUUGAUUCGACAUCGAUCGACGAGUCAUUUCUCGCUGGGUUGCUUUCACACCGUCGGCGCGCGUUCGAAACUCUAUGUAAAUAGUAAAAAUAACAGUAACAUAAAAUUAAAUUUGCACACGUUUUUAGAAGUUUGCAAACCUUUCCCACGAUCACGAUUUCUUGCGAAACGUACGAUUCCUCUUUUUUUUUCCGUCGCGAGAAAUCGUCGCGUUAAUCGCGCGUUUAAUUGAACAUCUCCCAUAACGUGUAGAUAUUGGCUUCGCGCGAGACGAUAGUAUCGUAUAUCAAUGAAUAUAUCGCAAGGCGAUGCGGAUUACUCGCAUGGCAUUUAAAUGGUCUGCGGGAUGGAGAACGAGAUGCUUAGUGACUUCAUCCAAAGGUUAUGCACUCAAGGACCGUAGCGAUCAUCCGGACGAUGUGAAUGAAACAAAAUCGCGAAGGCAGGCGAGUUUUUUCUACCCUUUCUAAUCGUCUUACGUCGCAGUACGCGAAAGCUGUGCGAAGAGCAUCGAGACUCUAUUUAUGCACGAUUAGGUAAAUCACUAUGUUCGAACGCGGAUCUGUAAUGGCUUAUUAAUAAUUUAAUCCCGAGAGCGAGGCACUUAUGGUCAUUGUCACUACUAAAAUAGAUGCGGCGUAGAGCCGAGAAUAAAAUUGUCAUCUGUUAAUAGAACCAGUAUUUAUAACAGAUUUUAUACGCGCACGUAAUUAUACGUUUCAAUUACGCGGGCUCGAUAACGGUGUGCAUAAUUUAUCGCUAACACCCGUGCUAGAAUAAUAAUUAUGGAAGUAAUUCAUAGUCCGAGCGAUUGUGGGAGAAAUAAACUUUUUAUUACGCGCGCGCGCGAGGUGAACUUUACGCUCUGUACGUGCAAAUUUUCGCCGAGAAAAUAAUACGAAUGAGUUAAUAGUUCGCAAUAAAGACGUGACUCGAGUUGCAAUCGUGACGUUUGGCGCACGGCAGUAAUUUUAUUCCAAUAAGAAAAUAAUAGAUCCCGCCUGGUAAAAGCUCUUUUCGCUGCACGAAUUUCAGACAAUGCAUGUCAUUAAUUAAAUAGAAUUGCGUAACAGAAUUGCGAAGAUUAAGUACGCGAUUAUUGUACGUAAACACGUAAUUAUGGCCUAAAAAGAUCAACUUCGAAGGACAAGAGAUAGCUUGAAGCGUAAGAUGCAGCUCGAAUGUAACAGCACGAGUGUUUGCAUUGCAUCAGCGUUGCAAGGAAAAAUGCAGUAAUGCCACGGUGGCCAAAUAAACAAUCAUAAUACGUUUACGGUAGUCCGAUCGUAUCUUCCGCGGCUCUUCUUUUUGCGCAAUCUUGUCACUUCCGGAUCGUCAGGGAUCAGGAACAUUCUUUCGCGUGUGAAUAAGAAUGAAAGAAGAAAAUACUUUGUGUAAUACUACGGUUAUGCCGGUAUAUCGGAGAAAUAAGUUUUAACGCAGCAGAUCGCGCGGCGCCUUACACAUUUUAGCGUUAAUUUUUGAAGGAGUCACUCGCGCGCCUCUCUUUAACCAGCGAUUAUAAAAAGCGAGACGCGGAAAUGAUAUACAAAAGGAUCGAGAAAUGUUGAGCUACACUAACCGAGUUGAGUUGCUAACAAUUAGCCGGGAGCCGAGAGAGGGCUGCACGUAUAGAUAACGACAUAAUAAAAUGAUUGUUCCCUACUGUGAGACUCUGUAAAGCCUCCCACGAGAAGCGCCUUUGAGAAGUUUGCCUUCGUAAAAAUAGACAACCGUGCAUCCUUCCAGCACCAAUUAACCCUUGUAUUAAUUAAAACUUUCUUCCCGAUAGUCCGAUGCUUCCUGCAUUGGCACCUUGGAAAUCGAAAGUAUCGACACCCGAGGCGCGAUCCCGCGUACAGAGCAAUUAGAAUAAUUAAGUGAAUUACGUUUUAAUAUUCAGAGGAACUUUAGGUUCCAUGCAAUAAAAGGCAACGGUAAAUGUGAACAUGUAAUCAAUCUAAAUGCCAUUAUUCCUAUAUAGUCAUCACUUUGCAAGUCAUGUAUAUCGUGUAUUUCAUUUGUGAAAAUCGCAAAUGGCGGCGUCGAACGUAAAUGUGUCAAGUUGUGGGUCAGGGUACCACAGUGAAGGAGGAAGGAGUAUGAUUAAAAAGAUCGGGACAUGCUUAUGCCAAGAGGCUCGUAAGAGGCGUACGCACGAUGUAACGCACCUGAAGAUGUUUCUUCCAGAUAACCCGCGAGAGAAAGUCAUAUCAUGCAGAUCCUAUGUAAAUUUUUCGUGUCGUCGCUCCGCCGAAAGGCGCCGGCAAAAAUGGAAAGACCGCGCGCGCUUGUGAUUCUCUCCCGCGAUUAGAGAUGGGCUUCCAUUGAGUGGUAACGGGGAUGAGACCAGAGAGGAGAAAAUUAAUAGCAAAACUUGUAGCGUAACACGAAGAUAACGCGCUAUACAGAUAUUCAUUAUGCAAAGCGAGAAGUGCGAAAAGUUAAGUAACAUGAUAUCUGAUGCUAUUCGCCAUUCCGUUACUCGCUUAUCGAUGCUAACAAGCGAGGAAAACGUGCGUGUAAACGCCUAGAAUGUCACGUACAAUAGUAACCAGGCAGGAAAGAUUUAAUGCAUAACGGUAAUUUCCAAUCGUGUGAGAAGCGAGACUGUCCAGAGUGGAGCGAAAUUAUUUAUCGCCGAAUUAUCAAAUUUCAGAUCGAUCACAUUUAACGAAAUAGUAAUUUAAUCAAUUAAUUAAUUGCUGUAUUGUACAGCGAUAAAUGUUUUACGAAAAUUCAUAUUAGAUUCAUGUGCAGUCUAUGCCAUUCCGAAAUCUUCAUAGCAAAUGGGACAAAUUUGCAUAUGUUUGUUAUUACAGUCAAAUUGUGUAUCGCAAAUGCGUGAUAAAAGUGCAAAAUAAAAAUGUAUAAUAAGAAUA
Vollenhovia emeryi is the source of this 4788-nucleotide messenger RNA. RefSeq names its product nuclear RNA export factor 1-like. The transcript is spliced from 2 exons. Lineage: Eukaryota; Metazoa; Arthropoda; Insecta; Hymenoptera; Formicidae. Gene Ontology annotation, biological process: poly(A)+ mRNA export from nucleus. Bases 216 to 1817 code for a protein of 533 amino acids. Gene Ontology annotation, cellular component: nucleus. The record is from RefSeq and is a predicted model, not a curated record. Gene Ontology annotation, molecular function: protein binding; RNA binding.